GACACCAGCCUCGGAGUCUAUUACAUUACUCAAUUCAUCGAGCAGCAGUGCAGCGGUAACAGCAGAUCCAUGGCCAUGGAGAGGUUCUUGACGGCACUUGUCUUCUGCGAGGCGCCCCUGGACGGCUACGGCACAUCGGUGACGGCCACACGCACGAUCACCAAGCUUGUCUCCGGCGGCAGCGCGGCUAAACCGGCGACGGCUAAGAAGGCGGGCGCUGAGAAGGAGCAGGGAUUUUUCUCCGGCAAGCCGACGGCGCCGCAGCGGCGUGCUGGGUUUGAGCUGGCGUUCGACGGCAUCAACUGCUUCGACACCGUCGUCAUGCACUGAGCUCGCUAUUUCUUGAUUAUGAGCUGUAUAGGAGACUUCUAUCAAUUAGCUAUAAUGUAGACACAUACAUACUUGUGAUGAUUUUGUUCAUUCGAUUGUUCUACUUAAUUUUUUUUUAGAAUCGAUGCACACAGUCAUUUAUUAAAUAAAACGUCGAUGCCAAGUACUUAUUACAUAAAGAUAGACUGGUAGCCGAA
Lolium rigidum is the source of this 527-nucleotide messenger RNA. RefSeq lists its product as uncharacterized. The transcript has a single exon. NCBI's taxonomy places the organism in Eukaryota, Viridiplantae, Streptophyta, Magnoliopsida, Poales, Poaceae. The coding region runs from base 70 to 330 and encodes 86 amino acids. The record is from RefSeq and is a predicted model, not a curated record.